Messenger RNA from Suillus discolor, 1185 nucleotides. RefSeq names its product Bromodomain-containing protein. Gene Ontology annotation, cellular component: nucleus. NCBI's taxonomy places the organism in Eukaryota, Fungi, Basidiomycota, Agaricomycetes, Boletales, Suillaceae. Bases 1 to 1185 code for a protein of 394 amino acids. Gene Ontology annotation, biological process: positive regulation of transcription by RNA polymerase II. Gene Ontology annotation, molecular function: ATP binding; DNA binding; protein binding. The transcript is spliced from 8 exons. The record is from RefSeq and is a predicted model, not a curated record.
AUGCCCCGAAGAAGACAAGGGCGAGGUGGACUCUAUGCUGUUGCACAUCGCAUUUCAGAGAAGGCCAUGAAGCAGCCUGGCAUUGCCGGAAGUCAGCUUAAGGGCCCGCAAUGGAUGGUCAAGCUCAAUGGUAUCCUUGCAGACGAGAUGCAUCUCACACGAUCGCAGGGUCUCGGUAAAACAAUCCAAACCAUCUCGCUGGUUACGGUUACCUUCUUCAUCAAGGCGAAGAGACAACGCGGUCCUUAUCUCGUCAUUGCGCCUCGGCCCUCUGGCGACAAUGAUGAACUGGUCUGGCGAAUUCGCAAAGGCAACCCUGCGCAAUGUCGCAACCUUCAAGGUGACCUGCGGAUGGGCCAGUUCCAGGUUCUGCUCACUACACACGAGUACAUCAUCGAAAACCGGCCUAUCGUCUCAACGAGGGACAUGACUGACUCGCCAUCGCAUGAAGAACACCCAGUCAAAGUUCUCGCAGACGCUCACGCGAUACUACCAUUCCCGCUACCGUCUCAUCCUCACCGGCCCUUCUCCGUCAACUUUAUCCUUCCCAAGAUAUUCAGUCUGAAAUCAUUCGAUGAAUGGUUCAACACACCAUUCGCGAACUCGGGUACAAGGAACAAGAUCGAGUUGAACGAAGAAGAGGCACUGUCCAUCAUCCGGCAGUUGCAUAAGGUGUUGCGGCCGUUAUUGUUGAGAAGGUUGAAGAAAGACGUAGAGAGCGAACUUCCGAAUAAGAUGGAAAUUAUCGAAGUCCGCAUAAGCGCCCUGCAGAGUCAGCUAUAUAGGCAGAUGAAGAAGCACAAGAUGAUCGCCAAUGGAAAGAAUACGAAGGGGAAAUCUGGAGUUGCGCAAGAUCUGUUAACGUUCGAGAGCGCCGAGGGCAAGGAUUAUCCCGAUUAUUAUCAGUUGAUCGCACAUCCCAUUGCCUUGUCCACACUUCGAAAGCGGGGUAACACUGGAUAUUACAAAAGCAUCACGCACCACAAAGAGGACUGGAAGCUCAUGUUCAACAACGCACGGAUAUAUGGCCAGGAGGGUUCGUGGGUGUACAUAGACGCUGAGGAGAUGGAGAAAGUGUUCCAUAACAUUGUGGAGAGAGUUACUGCUGUGACGGGGCUACCUAGCGCCUCGCCAGUUCUAGUGAACCCUCGAGAGUACUCAGCACUCAGGCUCACUCCAGAGUAA